AUGGAUCCACUCGCGACAGCACAGAUCCACGCUUCCGUCAACUCCGAAGCUCCCACGGGAGCAAACGAUUCCGCUCCAACCGGAGCAGUUCCUACGGGAGCACCACAAACCGGAUCUGAAUCAGAUCACGUUGAUCUCAACCCUGAUGCAUCAACAGAUCCAGCCACCGGCGAACCUGCGCCAACAGGACGAGCUCCCGGUGCGAACGCAUCAACAGCUCGUACCAGAUCGGGUAACUUGAACCCGAACGCUGACAGCUCCAUCGGGGGUAACCCAUACACCUGGGUGCGAGCAGAAGGCCGAUCUAACGAUCACAUGCACUUCAACUGGCCGCGCCGCCCUAGAACGAAUUCGUUCGGACAAACAAGAACCGAUCCGAACGAAACAACAGAAAUUCGAAGGAUGCUCGAUCUCCUGCUUGAGAAAACUCAGAAUCAGGAAGCAGCCGUCCAGGCAUUGAUCCAACAUCCAUCGAAGCCCAACUCGUAA
Messenger RNA from Microthlaspi erraticum, 489 nucleotides. NCBI's taxonomy places the organism in Eukaryota, Viridiplantae, Streptophyta, Magnoliopsida, Brassicales, Brassicaceae. The record is from the annotation of a GenBank genome assembly.